AUGAAUGUGUCAUUGACAACCGAGCGCCCCGAGAAACUCAUCACUGGUGCUGGUAUGGAGACGGCCGAUACACUUCCUACCAAGGUCUGUGUCACGGUUUUGUCCCGAGGAGUGAAAAGGACGACCAGACUCGUCAUUGGCACGCAAUCCUGCAAUGCUUUGGUGACCUCGUCCCUCCGUUUGGACUUGUCCGAGCAAAGCUUCUGUUGGCGGAACGACAUUGUCCUUUGUGCUAUCCAGUACCGACGAUUCGAACGCGACCAGGAUCUUUCUGGACCAAGAAUCCCAUCAAGCCAUUUCUCAAGAAGCCAUGCAUGCCAGCCCUAUUUGAGCCUCAACUUGACCAACUUUGACCAGUGUCACUCGGGAAACGGGACAGCAGCAGGAGCAUUCCUCAAGAUUAUGUCUAAGGAGAUUUUACAGAACGGAUCCAAGGCCAUUCUUGAAUUCAGCACAGUACAGGAAUCGCUGGCUCGAAGCUCUUUUCACAUCAAAAACUUGAGGGGCAACCCUAUCGAAUCUAACGGAGCUCAAGCACUCUAUGAGGCACUCAUGGUGAACUCGACCCUGACCACUUUGGACUUGGAGGACAACUCGAUCGGAGACAACGGAGCUCAGGCGCUGUCCGAGGCACUCAAGGCCAACUCGACUCUGACCACUUUGGACUUGUCGCGCAACCCUAUCGAAUCUAACGGAGCUCAAGCACUCUCUGAGGCACUCACGGCGAACUCGACUCUGACCACUUUGGACUUGUCGCGCAACCCUAUCGAAUCUAACGGAGCUCAAGCACUCUCUGAGGCACUCACGGCGAACUCGACUCUGACCACUUUGUCCUUGGGGGACACCUCGAUCGGAGACAGGCGCUAUCUGAGGCACUCAGGACCAACUCGACUCUGA
Messenger RNA from Linnemannia hyalina, 897 nucleotides. The record is from the annotation of a GenBank genome assembly. Lineage: Eukaryota; Fungi; Mortierellomycota; Mortierellomycetes; Mortierellales; Mortierellaceae.